Kwoniella botswanensis is the source of this 1755-nucleotide messenger RNA. RefSeq lists its product as uncharacterized. Gene Ontology annotation, molecular function: aspartic-type endopeptidase activity. Lineage: Eukaryota; Fungi; Basidiomycota; Tremellomycetes; Tremellales; Cryptococcaceae. The coding region runs from base 1 to 1755 and encodes 584 amino acids. The record is from RefSeq and is a predicted model, not a curated record. The transcript is spliced from 6 exons. Gene Ontology annotation, biological process: proteolysis.
AUGUUAAUCUCCCUACUCCUCUUAUCGACCUUACCUCUCGCCCUCGCCAACCCCCAACCAAAUGGACCAAGUCCAAUUCUACCAGCUGAACCCUCAGCACUAGCUUCCAGCUCUAAACGAGGUAUAACAGCUACUCUAUCUCACGGUGCCGGCACAGCCCGACGUGCGAAGGGAUAUGCUAAAGCCAAGAGGGACGUUCCACCUCAGAGACUACGACAUCGUCAGAAAAGACAUUCAUCCUCGAAUCUACAGAUAAGAGCAGACGACGAAGGUCUACCGCCAAGUUGGCUGUUAUGGGCUGGGGCAAGGAUAGACUCAAAAUAUAACAGUGGAUCAGGUGGUUUCUCAGCUGCUUAUGCUAAAGUUAUAGAGAAGAGGGCUGAUAAUGGGGAAAUAACACUAACGAACCAUAAUCUUGAUACAUCCUACUCUGCCACUCUGAACGUCGGUACACCCUCACAAAGCUUGGACAUUGUCUUAGAUACUGGAUCAUCGGAUCUAUGGGUAGCUUCUGAUGCGUGUACGACGGGGGCCUGUACGAGUAUGGACACAUACGAUGAUACGUCCAGUACAUCCAAGGUCAACCUGUCAUCUUCAUUCUCCAUCGAAUACGGAUCAGGAACAGCAGCUGGAUCCUUGGUGCAGGACCUGGUCACUCUAGGUGGAUACUCGGUAGCCUCCCAGACUUUCGCUGCUUGCGAUGAAGUCAGUUCUGGUCUGCUUAGUACUGGUGUCAGUGGGAUCAUGGGUUUGAGUUGGCCCGCUUUGGCUUAUUCCAAGGCUACACCUUGGUGGGUUACUCUUGCCAAAUCGUCUUCAUGGUCCGAACCCCUAUUCGCUUUCCACUUGGCUCGAUACCGAAACGUAGCUGGAGCAAGCUCUGUCGAAGCAGAUGGUGGGGUUGCUACUUUUGGAUUCUUGGACUCUUCUAUAUACUCUGGCGAUGUUACCUAUGUCUCAGUCAGCGGUAGUGCCCAAUAUUGGCAGAUCCCUAUGGCUAGUAUGACCAUGCAAGGCGAGACCGUCUCACUCGGUUCAUCCAACAUGGCAGCCAUCGACACCGGAACAACCCUAAUCGGAGGUCCCGAAUCAAUCAUCGAAGCUAUCUACGCCAACAUCCCAGGAUCACAACGAAUGACCGGCUCUUACGCACCAUACUUCGCUUAUCCCUGCUCUACCACUGUCGACUUUGAAAUUACCUUUGGAACCUUUACGAUCAAAAUCACUGAUCAGGAUUUCAAUCUUGGAAGAUACACCUCGGAUACAACUAUGUGUACCGGAGCGGCUUAUGUCCAAUCCCUCUCCUCCAGCUCCCCUGUACAGUGGAUCGUAGGAGAUGCAGCUCUCAAGAACACCUAUACCGUCUUCCGAUAUAAUCCCGCUGCAGUUGGGUUUGCCAACUUAGCUGGAGCCAUCACGUCUUCCGAGGCUGCCGCGUCAACCACUAUACCUGACGCUUCUGCUAUCGCUGCUACCUCUGUUGCUGCCACAACCUCCAAAUCUAGCAGUUCAGCUUCAACCACUUCAAGCUCAGCUUCGAACGCUUCCAACACUCAGGCAAGUGCCUCGGCAGGGUCAGCUCAUGUGGUCACCGCUACGGAUGAUACUUCAGCUUCAGCUACUUCCAAUUCGGAUAGCUCUGCAAGUGCUACCUCUUCAUCUUCCGGUUCGACCUCGGGCAGUUCGAAGGGAUUGGCUGUUCCUGCAUUUACGGUAGUAUUGGGUUUAGUGGGAAUAAUCACCUCAUUCUCAUAA